AUGCAACCUAAAGAUGACAAGUCAAAACAGAAAAAUGUAAAAGCCACAGAGCUGAUAAAAGCAAAGCGCCAGAGCGAUGAAUCGUUGGACGUUGGAUUGGAGUCUGACGCUGAAUUGUUGGACGAGGAGGAAAUACAGUCUGAGUGUGAAGAAUCCAAGUCUGAUGUUGAUGUAAAAGCUACAGAGCUGAUAAAAACAAACCGCGCUUCAUGGCCCGACGUUGGAUUGGAGUCUGACGCUCAAAUAGAGUCUGAAUGCGACGAAUCCAAGUCUGAUGUUGAUGUAAAAGCUACAGAGCUGAUAAAAACAAACCACCAGAGCGGUGUAUGGCGCGACGUUGGUUUGGAGUCUGACGCUCAAAUAGAGUCUGAAUGUGACGAAUCCAAGUCUGGCGCUGAAUCGUUGGACGAGGAGGAAUCGCAAUCCGAAGUGGAGGAGUCGCAGUCUGAUGCUGAAUCGAUGGACAAGGAAGAAUCUGAAUCGGAGUCUGACACUGAAUCGAUGGAGGAGGAGGAAUCAGAUUCUACAAGUGAUGAAUCCGAGUCUGAGGCUGAGUCUGAGCCGUCGGACGACGAGAAAUCAGAAUCCGAAUCGGAAUCUGAGGCUGAAUCGAUGGACGAGGAGGAAUCAACGUCUGAACUAGAUUCCGAGUCUGAUUGUUCAUGGGACACUGACGAGAAUUUCUUUAAGAAGCCAGUAAUAAUUGAAGCAAAGAAACUUGGACCAAUUAAAAUAGAUUUGAUUAUCAAUUUGAAGAAGGUCGUUAAGCCACUGUGUAUAACGGAAGAGCCGGUAGACGCAGAUAUUGCCAAAGUUUCGGUGUUCGACGGAAUGUCUGAAGCAGAUAUCGAAACACAAAACGUGUCUGCACAGACUUUGAAAGAUGAAGCUUUGAACGAAUCUAAUGACGGAGCUGCACAGACUUUGAAAGAUAAAGCUUUGAACGAAUCUAACGACGAAGCUGAAAGUGAGAAGGAGCCGGUCGCAAUGAGUGUAGAAAUUAAAGUUGAUAAUUCAGAGAAUAAUGAUGAAGAAGACAUAGAAAUGCAGCUUUCGCCAAUGGAUGAAGGGCGUAUAACAGAGACUCCACGUGACGAUUUAGCUGGAUUUAUGUCUGAUUAUUGUAUUUUUGAGAAUAGUUUUAAAACCAACAAUGUGCUGGCUGUGAUAAAACAGGAUAUCGAACUUUAUGGCACCGUUACACUGACCUUGCUGUGUGGACGCCUUACAAUCAAUGGCUAUAAGGCGCGCCGCUAUGAUUCGUUGACCAUCUAUUCACCUAAAGGCUUUAACUGGGUGGUCAUUUCACCCAUGUCGAACAGGAAACCAAUCAAAUUAAAAAUGGAAUCAAGUUCGACUUGGAAAGUCCUGGAAGACAGCUUCACACGCGCCCAGCUGGAUAAUAUUGAGAGAAACUAUGAUGGGUAUCGUGAUGCGAUUGUGCUGAUGCAGCGGAACAGCUCUGCACAGAAUAUGCUCCACAUCAUUGGCAAGCACAUGGUGGAGAAGGUUUUCCCCUCGGUGAAUACUUCCAAUCGUCCGUAUGCUACCAGUGAGUAUAUCUUAAACUGCUUAAUCCAGAGCGCCGAUACACGGCAAGCGCUGCGGGUGCCCCGCGCGUGGAUGAAGCUGAAAGUGGAGCAGCACAGUCGCUGGAUGGUAGCUGGUGGCAAAGGUGUGGGCAAAUCCACGUUACUUCGCUAUAUGCUAAACAGGCAUUUGGAACACUACAAUCGCAUUUUAUUCAUUGACCUGGACAUUGGACAGCCCGAGUUGUUUGUCCCACAAACGGUUUCAUGCCAUGUCAUCGAUCGUCCGCUGCUGGGAGCUGGUUUCUUUUUCAAUAAACAGCCAGAUCGAGCAUAUGCAGUCGGUCAUGUGAAUGUGGUGAUGUGCGCGGAGCAGUACAUCCAAGCGGUGCGAGAGUUGGUGUAUUAUUGCAAGGUAAACCCGUGCUAUGAUGAUAUACCUUGGCUCAUCAAUACGAUGGGCUAUAACAAAGGUUUCGGUCGUGAGCUCAUGGCUCUAUUGAUCGACUGUGUCGAUCCUACAGAUUUGAUACAAAUAUCCAGUCCUAAGGCCAUCAACAAUUUUGAGAUAACUCUCGAUCCCGAAUCCCUGGCGAAGGUGCGGCCCAUUAUUUAUACAGCUGAUGAGUUUAAGGUCGAAACCAAAAACUUCAGAUACAAAUUGCAUCAGUUACAAAGCGCUUUGCCGCAGCUGGAGCCGAACGAGCAUCACUGGAGGAUGAGUCCCAAGGAUGUGCGCUACGCCAAUUUCUUGGCCCGUCUCAGCAGUGCGUUGAACGGCAAUGCCAAGCACCUGACCGAUUGUCAGCCAGUUAGCGUGGAUCUGGACGAACUGAACCUUGUACAUCUCGUCUCCAAGGAUUACGCACGUGAGGAACUUAUAGCUGGCAUGGAGGCCAAUCUGGUUUAUCUAUGCAGGGGUCAGCUGGGUGACGAUCCAAAACAGUGUCUAGGCAUAGGUGUUGUGCGUGCCAUUGAUUAUGAGAAGAAGCAGCUGUAUCUAGUCCCAGCCAUGCCUCUGGAGCGUCUCUGGCUGGUCGACUGCUUGGUGUUAGGCGGCGCCAUGUGCCUGCCGCAAGGCUUCUUCAAGGAUCAAGGUACCGGCGUUGCUAACAAUGUGCCUUUCGUGUUCAUUAUAGAUGACAACAGGUCUUCUAAGAGUAUUCAACAGAUCUACUUUCGUCCGAACAAACAAGCCAAAACAAAUACCGAAUAUUAA
Molecule: messenger RNA, 2748 nt
Organism: Drosophila navojoa
Lineage: Eukaryota; Metazoa; Arthropoda; Insecta; Diptera; Drosophilidae
Biological process (GO): cleavage in ITS2 between 5.8S rRNA and LSU-rRNA of tricistronic rRNA transcript (SSU-rRNA, 5.8S rRNA, LSU-rRNA)
Cellular component (GO): nucleus
Molecular function (GO): polynucleotide 5'-hydroxyl-kinase activity
Source: RefSeq, a predicted model, not a curated record